AUGAGUGCCUUUGAAGAGUUGGGAAUUUGCCCCGAAAUUAUCCAAGCAGUCGAGGAGGACGACUGGUUGCUUCCCACUCCGGUGCAGCAAGAGGCCAUUCCUCUUAUCCUUGGUGGAGGCGAUGUAUUGGUGGCGGCUGAAACAGGAAGCGGAAAGACCGGUGCUUUCGGUUUGCCUUGCCUCCAGAUCGUGCACGAGACGUUGCGCGGGAAAUGCAGCACCAGGAAGGCGGCGGCAUCGAAUCUGAAGUGCGAGCUGAACUUGAACGACAAGGACAUGUUCGUGCUCGUGACAGAAGAUGGGCUAGAGUGUAAAAGCGAAGAUGACAAGCGAUGGAACGGGAUUCGUGCAACCAUCGAGGUGAUGCAGGGCUGCUACAUGUUCGAGGUGGAGGUCGUGGAAGGCUUGGUGAGAAUAGGUUGGAGUGCCGGAUUUGCCAAGUUGGAAAUUGGAAUCGAUGACAAAAGUUUCGGCUUCGGCUCGACCGGCAAGAAGAGCUGGAAUCGCAAGUUUGAGGACUAUGGUGAAGCUUUUGAGGAAGGCGACAUCAUCGGCUGCUUGCUUGACCGCGAGAAGCAGACGAUCUCCUUUUGCAAGAACGGGAGAGACCUGGGAGUCGCAUACAAGUUGCCCCCUGACAUGCAGCGGAUAGGCCUCAAGCCCCACAUCUGUGGAAAGGGCUUCAUGGCUGCAGCGAGAUUUGAUGGCCCCAUGGAGUACCCAGUCGAGGGCUACACUCCUGUAGGUGAGAUCGAUCCCACGCAUACUCCUCAGGGAACGUCGCAGGCCAAAGGCAAGCGACCGCCCCUCUGUAUGAUCCUGGAGCCCACAAGGGACCUGGCUGAGCAGACUUACAAAUGCAUGACCACAUUCAACAAAUAUCUGGACAACCCUACGGUCCGAAUCACGUUGUUUGUCGGCGGCAUCGACGAGAAGGAGCAGUUUCGUGCGCUGGAAGAAGGCGUAGACAUCGUCGUUGGAACCUUGCAGAAGCUGAUGGACUACGUCCGCCGGGGCAAGCUGGAUGUCACCCAUCUGAAGUUCCUGGUGCUGGAUGAAGCGGACGAUCUGCAAAAGAAAGAUGAUCGAAAGGAGAUUCCGCGCCUAAACGCGCAGAUCAAGCGUGGCCGGCGAGACCGUGUCCAGACCCUAUUCUUCAGUGCUACACUUCACACACCAGAGGUGGUGCAAAUGAUUGAAGAGAUCACAUCGCGACCCAUUUGGGUGGAUCUCAAGGGCAAGGACUCCGUCCCAGAAACGGUGCAUCACGUAGCGCUCUACAUUGAUCCGUAUCAAGAUCUGCAGUGGAGCGAUGCUGAGAUCGCAGUGCGAGCCAAAGCCCCCAAGGAGCAGCCGGAACCCGACGGCGUGCACACGAAGCCCACCAUGUCGAGGAUCGACAGGAACCAUCCCGACGCGUUGAAGAUGUCAGAGAAGAUCAAGAUGAUGAAGCCAAAGAUGGUGGUCAAGCUUGCUGAUGCUUUCAACAUGUCGCAGUGCCUGGUGUUCUGCCGCACGAAUGUCGAUUGCAACAACCUCGAAGACUACAUGAAUCGACUAGGUGGAACCAAGGCCUGGGGUGGCAAGAUGGAAACGGGCAAGGAAAACCCCUACAGCUGCGUCGUCCUCGCAGGGAUGCGCAAUCAGGAUGAGCGACGAUCCAACCUCGAGUCCUUCAAAGAGGGUGAUGUGCGAUUCCUCAUCUGCACCGACGUCGCAGCGAGAGGCAUUGAUAUCGCAGGGCUUCCCUUCGUGAUCCAGACUACACUUCCCGAUGACAUCGAGAACUACAUCCAUCGAAUCGGCGUCUGCCUUAGCCUGCGACUGUCGACGUGGAUUGUAGGGUGA
This is a messenger RNA of Symbiodinium sp. CCMP2456, 1848 nucleotides long. The record is from the annotation of a GenBank genome assembly. Lineage: Eukaryota; Dinophyceae; Suessiales; Symbiodiniaceae.